This is a messenger RNA of Symbiodinium sp. CCMP2456, 1575 nucleotides long. The record is from the annotation of a GenBank genome assembly. Lineage: Eukaryota; Dinophyceae; Suessiales; Symbiodiniaceae.
AUGGAAGUCACUCGAGAUGAGAAAGUUCGAAGGUUGACAACGCUUCUUUACUCUAACGUUUGUCUUCCAGAUUAUGGUCUGGAACGCAUCAGGACCACCGGUGCGCUUACCCCGACAAACAGUCUCCGCCACCGGGCUACUCGAAAGUGUCUGGAAUUCUCACGUGAUCUUGAUGGGAGGUGGUUCACGUAUCAAAUGGUGACUGAUGCUGUGAACAAUCUUCUAUCCGAUUACCAGUUGGAGAUACCAACCAAUACACCGGGUUUCUCACGAGAGAACUGGGUUUCGCAAACGAGUACUACGUUGUUGCAUCUUUUGCAAAGAUCACGCAGAACUGUGGCGGGGUCUGCAUCGAACGACGCCAUGGACACUGCCGAAACGCAGGUUCUCGAUGAAAUGGAGGACUCCCAGGUGUAUGUGGACCCGUGGUCGAGCUCGACGCCGCUGGAUGCUUCGGAGGCGACAGUGCGGAAACGAAGUUCUGGUGAUCUCAGUGUCGACGUGGGAGAGAUCCAGCCCGCAAAACGUCUGCGUUUGAGGCCAAGCUAUACAUGUAUUCCAGAUGUCCCGGACAAUGUGGAUGAGUCUGCUGAAGAUUAUGAAUAUGGCGAUGGCGACAAAAAUGAGGAUUCUGAUUGGAUGGAUGCCAAAAAGUGCGAGCAGUACUUUGCCGAGGAUGGAUCCGAUUUCAAUUGGGAAGAGGAGUUCUGCGCGAAACACGGUGAUCCGGAUGAGGAGCCGGAUGAGGAGCCGGAUGCGGAGCCGGGCGAGGCAGGCAUUUGCCGCCGGGAGAGCAAAUGUGGGCCUUGCCAAUGGUUUGAUGGAGAAUGCUGGCACGAUUCGUCCCGCAGCCCGUGUCCGCAGGAUGAUGAAGCAUGGGACGAGGAUAUGGAUGGCGAGCCGGCCGAUGGAAAAGAUGAGUGGGUCGAGGCGACCGAGCCGGAGUGGAAUGAGACUGGCGAUGCCCAAGAUGAGUGGGCCGAGCCGGCCUGGAAUGAGGCUGGCGAUGCCGAAGAUGAGUGGGCCGAGCCGGCCUGGAAUGAGGCUGGCGAUGCCCAAGAUGAGUGGGCUGAGCCGGUCGAGACCGGUAAUGCAAAAGAUGACUGGGCCGAGCCGGCCUGGGAAGAGACUGGUGAUGAUGAGUGGGCCGAGCCAGGCUGUGCCGAUGAUGCAAAAGAUGAGUGGGCCGACCCGGCCUGCGAAGAGACGGGUGAUGCAAAAGAUGAGUGGGCCGAAGAUCCCGAUGAAGAGCUCGGCGAAGCAGCUGAUUGGACCGACCCGGCCUGGGAAGAGACCGGUGAUGCAACAGAUGAGUGGGCCGAGCCGUUGACUCGUGAUAUCGAGCAAGAGGAAUGGCUCGAGCCGGUCGAGGAGAUUGGCGAUGCCGAUGACGAGGACGCCGAGCCGGCUAAUGAAGAGGUCGCCACGAGUGGUGCAAAGACCCAGGCCGACUCAGAGUGGAUAACGUGGCCGAAAAAGGCCCAAAUGGUGCCCAAAGACUAUCCUGAUGAAGGUGAGAAGGAGCGGCUGGGUCAGUUUUGGAAGAAGUACGUGGUUCGACAGGAGCCCAAUUAA